Molecule: messenger RNA, 2215 nt
Organism: Octopus sinensis (East Asian common octopus)
Lineage: Eukaryota; Metazoa; Mollusca; Cephalopoda; Octopoda; Octopodidae
Product: coiled-coil domain-containing protein 74A-like
Exons: 7
Coding region: 387-1793 (468 amino acids)
Source: RefSeq, a predicted model, not a curated record
UAACACCAGCACUGGCAACCUUGCAACUACAGCUAUUAACAGCAACAACAAUAACAACAACAGCACAACCACUGCCGACACUGGCUGCACUACAACCAAGACAGCCACCACCAUCAACAGCAGCAGUACCACAACCACGAACACAGCAACAACCAUACCACUGUUACCACUACAACCUCUACUGCAACAGUAACAACAACAGCAACACCACAGCUACGAACACGGGCACCACUAACACCCAUACCUACACCGCCACCGCCGCCACCACAACAACAAUAGCAACACCAUCACCAUCACGACAACGACCGAUACCACCAGCAACUCUAGGGCUACCACCGCCACUACCAACAGGAAGAACGCCACCACCACCGGCACUAGAAGCCAGGAUGCUACAUAAGAAUGUUGUGGAAGAGAACGACAGCGGAAUGGUUGACCAUCAUCUCCCUUCACGAACUAAGUUACCACACUGGACACGGUUAAACACUUUGGACACGACCAGGUACCCACGAUACUUUGAGAAAGACAAACAGGCGUACCCAAACGAACAGGUUGCGUCCAGACGAAAAUCAACGCCAAUCAGCGAGGAUGAAAAGCCCGGCAAUAAUAAAGAAGAUGAAGUUCAUGGGAAGAGAAAAGGGGCCGCUGGUUCGCAAGACGAGGACUCGAACCGACGGCUGCAGUAUCUGGAGAGAAGCAUGGAGAUGUUAAAGAAACAACACUGUGAAAUUUUACAAAGUCUGCACCAGGAAAUCGAUGAUUUGAAACGACAGAACAAAGAUCUGAAUUUCAAGAUUAUCAUGUCACAAAGAGACUCAAAGUCUUCGCUUGCCUCCGACGUCAUGGUCACCGACAGUGACGGUGGCAAAGAUGGCAAAACAGUUCCGACGGAAGAACAGAGAAGAGGAACGGAAGAAAGAACGGGCGGUGACGACAAACACGGUGACGAUAAUGUUGAUGAUGAUGAUGAUGAUGAUGAUGAGUAUGAUGGCCAGAGAAGACUAAAUGUGCCGAGUGCGGAUCAGCGAGAGGGUCAGGACGUCGAGGGUGGGACCGUGGGCAAACGCAGCGACCUCAGUGACCUGAGUCGUCUUGGCGACCUGAGUCGAGAAGGCGGGGUUCAGAAGACACAGAACAGGGAGCUGAAACUGGAUAAAGAGGAGAAGUUAGACGAAGUGAAGAUCUUGUUGUUGGAGGAGGAAUUGAGGAAGCAUCAACAGAGGAAUUCUUGCCUCGGACAACUUCUGGAACAAUCCGAAGAACACAGAAGAGAUCAAAUUAUGACGAUAGAUUCCCUGCGAUACCAACUCGCCCAGAUUGGUGCCAAGUUCUGCAACGACGUGAAGUACGCUGGCCACCACCAUUCGGGAAUGCAUUCCUACGUCACCGCGAACCACCACAUGAACCAACACAUGUCCAUGCUGGAGCUACAGAACAUUAUCAAAAACCUGCAGGAGAUCAACGACAGCCAAUCGCACGAGCUCGAAGCCCUAAAGUCUGACCUCAGGGAUGUCUUAUACUCACACAAGUGGACCCCGGAUGCCUACCUCAUAGCUAAGGCGUAUAUCGCUUUCGAUGAUGCUAAGGCAGCUCAGAAGGACCACAGUAAACCUUUAAGGUCGACACCUAAAAUGCUCUCAAAGAAGGAGCUGGAGGAUCGUGGAGCUGCCGCUGUCGCCGACAACCUCACACUCCCUCCGCUGAAGCAGACGGUAGGCAACGCCGCAGUGGAACGACGGAAGCGAACUCGGACCCUGCAGAAACGGAGGAUGAAAGACAGGGAAAUGAUGUUUUGAAAAGAAGCAAGCAUUCUCUGGACACCCCCCCCCCCCCACCCCCGGGACACCCCUUCCUUGCCCCCUACCUCUGCACAACUUGCACUCACGACCACACCCCCACUCUCCCGCCCAACCCACUGUAACCCGUUCUGCCCCGCUGUCACCGUUUCCAAAGACCUGGACUGCUCUGCAGCCUCUUCUACUUUCACUUUCACAAUCAUCAUCAUCAUCAGUAAUAAUGGGCAUCAUCGUUGUCGAUAUCGUCCUUCGUUUCUUUUGUCUUUCUUUCUUUCUUUUCCUCUUCUCUUUCAGGUGACCAUGUGGUGGUGGCGGCGGCAGCGGAGAUGGCAAGACGAACAAAGGGGAAGUUCCUUUUUCCACAUACACACACACACACAUACGCACAGACACACACGCACAGACAUAUACACAUAUAUAUG